Messenger RNA from Penicillium robsamsonii, 1560 nucleotides. Its product is annotated as mariner-Tc1 transposon family protein. Bases 1 to 1560 code for a protein of 519 amino acids. Gene Ontology annotation, molecular function: DNA binding. Gene Ontology annotation, cellular component: nucleus. The record is from RefSeq and is a predicted model, not a curated record. NCBI's taxonomy places the organism in Eukaryota, Fungi, Ascomycota, Eurotiomycetes, Eurotiales, Aspergillaceae. The transcript has a single exon.
AUGCCUCGCCGUGUAGCAAUUUCUAUCGAGCAAAAGCAAGCCCUACGAGCGCACCGGCGCGCCUUUCCUACCUUUCCAAACAUCGAGCUUAAGCGCUGGUUCGAAGCCAAAUACCAGCAGGUUAUCUCAGCAUCCUCGGUCUCCGAAAUCCUCUCUGCGAAAUAUACCCACCUUGACAACCCAAUCAAUCGUACCCAGAGCCAGAAACGCUUCCGACAGGAGUUCUGGCCAGAGCUCGAAGACGCCCUCUUCCAGUGGAUCCAACGUGCAGAGGCUACAAUCACUAUUUCGUCAUAUACGAUCCGCGAGAAAGCCGAGUUUUUCUGGAUGAAUAUACCCCAAUACCAAGGGCUACCAAUGCCUUCAUUUAGCAAUGGCUGGCUUCAAGGAUUUCAAUCCCGCCGAGGGAUCGCGCACCGUAUACAACAUGGCGAGCUAAAUAGCUCAGUCUCAGCACCCGCUGAAAUGCAGUCUAUCCGACAAGCUAUCGCCCACUACGAACCAAGGGAUAUAUAUAACUGCGAUGAGACUGGGCUUCUUUGGAAGCUAACCCCGGAUCGUAGUCUAUCUACACGUACAAUCCCAGGCCGGAAGCGGGAGAAAGCCCGGGUUACAAUCCAUCUUUGUUGUAAUAUGGAUGGCUCCGAUAAAGUGCCUCUCUGGUUUAUUGGACAAGCUCAGAAACCCCACGCCUUCCGUCGUACCAAUAUCAAUAUCCAGAACCUCGGGGUUUAUUGGCGUGCUAAUAAGAAGGCCUGGAUGGUGAGCUCAAUUAUGGAAGAAUGGCUUCGGUGGUUUGAUCUUCGGAUGGCUGGCCGUAAGGUUGUUCUUUUAUUAGACAAUUUUUCGGCCCAUAUAUGCGCAGUCAAUAAGAUCAAUUCAACCUUACCGUUACAAAAUACCCUGAUUAUCUGGCUUCCGCCAAAUUCAACUAGCGAAUAUCAACCGCUUGAUCAGGGUAUUAUUCGUACGUGGAAGCACUAUUGGCGAAGAGACUGGGUGCGGUAUAUGCUUCAUGAAUAUGAAGCUGGACGGGACCCGUUAUCUACAGUUGAUAUACUCCAAGCGAUCCGGUGGGGUAUUGCUGCGUGGGAGUUUCAUUUGAAGAUUACUACCAUUAGUAAUUGUUUCAAUAAAGGAUUAUCACUUCGUGGUGCUGAGAUUCCUAUACAAGCCGAGGAUACUACGAUCUUAGAUAUUGAGGCUGGUUUACAAAGGCUCUCAUUUAUCUCUGCUAUCGAGAACCCUAUGGAUAUUCAGCACUUUCUUAAUCCUGAAGAGGAGAUUGUUACCGAUAGCUCCGAGUCUAUUGACCUACAAAUCCUCGCUCAAUUCCAGGCGCCUGAUGAUGAAGAGGAAGAAGAGGAUCCUGAGGUUAUGCCUAAAGUGUCAUCGGCUAGUGCACUUGAAGCCGUGCAACUGCUACAGCUCUAUCAGGAGCAACAGGAGGAGGGUGAUAUUAAGCUAAUUCAUACUCUGAAUAAGCUUAGGAUGGAGAUCCAGGGGGGCAUCGCCCAGAAUCGCCAGCAGGGAGACAUUCGUUCAUAUUUUAGUAUUUAA